Messenger RNA from Metschnikowia bicuspidata var. bicuspidata NRRL YB-4993, 2001 nucleotides. Its product is annotated as DNA-directed DNA polymerase alpha subunit. The record is from RefSeq and is a predicted model, not a curated record. Gene Ontology annotation, biological process: DNA replication; DNA replication initiation. Gene Ontology annotation, cellular component: alpha DNA polymerase:primase complex. The transcript has a single exon. Lineage: Eukaryota; Fungi; Ascomycota; Pichiomycetes; Serinales; Metschnikowiaceae. Gene Ontology annotation, molecular function: DNA binding. The coding region runs from base 1 to 2001 and encodes 666 amino acids.
AUGGCCGACCAACCGCCCCUCGACACGCAGACCAGAGACUGGUUUGCCCGCAAACUUGGUGCCGUCGACGACGCCACCGUGGCGCGGCUCUGGGCCGUGAAACGGCUCUUCAACCUCUCCAACGACGACGUGUACAUCAACUGGGAGUCCUUUGUGGUGACCCACGAGCACGGCGAGAUGGACCCCAGCCCCUCCAGCGUGGACAAGUUUCAGCACUACUUGCAGCAGCAGAUCUCGGCGGCGCCCCACAAAAAAACGCCGGCGUUGAAGAAAGUGCGCGAUCUUGCUGGCGCCAAGCGAAAGCCUGCGAUGGACUUCUCGUCCAGCCCCGGCGUCCAGCUCCCCAGCACGCCGCAGUUCAAAAAGGCGCGGCCCACGUCCUUGGCCAGCGAGCCGGACUCGUCGCCCACGCGCGGCAACCUCCCAUCCAGCCCGCUGAAAUCGGCGGCCGCGCCGCAGGAGAACUGCGUGGUGGAAACCUUGAACCCGCACGUGCAAGCGGCCCAGGGCGCCAGCCACAUGCAAGCGGAGCUAGGCGCCGACCCCGGCCCAGGUGCCGUGCAAGUGGUGCGCAACUACGAGCCGGCCAAGUUCCGGUUCCGCACCAUGGCCAUGAAGCUCCUCGAAAGCGCGGACGUGUUGGACGAGCAGAUCGACAGCGUCAGCCUGCAGAUGCUGGACAUGUACAAGGGCUCGGACGUCCUGCUCGGCAACCCGUGCAUGAGCUCACAGUUCGACAUCGUGUGCUGCGGGCGCAUUGUGCCGGACCUGCCGCUCUUCGACCUGCUGCUCGGCGCCUUGAACGACAAGUCGCUCUACUUGGAGACGUCGCGGUUGGGCGGAAUUGGCCAGCGCAUCCCCCUCGACGUGUCGCGCUUGGCCGCGUACUCGUUUUUCCCGGGCCAGGUGGUGGGAUUGAAGGGCCGCAACCCCACGGGCCGCACGUUCGUAGUGCACGAAGAGGUGCCGGUGCCGGGGCUCGGCGUGCCGGUGUCGUCGCUGGAUGAACUCCAGAAACACCGCGCCUCCUGCGGCCCCAAGGUGUUUGUUGCCGCGGGCCCGUUCUGCAACCAGCACUCGUUGGACUACGCCAAGCUCGCGGCGCUCGUGGCGCUCCUCAACGCCGAGAUCCGGCCGCACGUGGCCAUCUUGUUCGGGCCGUUCCUCGACGUGGCCAACACGGCCGUGCAGGCCGGCGACGUGCACCUCGAGGGCGUGCCGCCCAGCCAGCAGCCACGCACCUUGGACGAGCUCUUCCGACUCCAGGUCACGCCGCUCUUGAAGCAGAUCGACCGCAACAUCCACGUGAUCCUUGUGCCGUCCUUAAGGGACGCGGCCAGCAAGCACGCGUCCUACCCGCAAGCGGCGCUCGACCGCAAGCGGCUCGGGCUCCCCAAAAACUUCCACUGCUACGCGAACCCAAGCUCUUUUUCUGUCAACGAGGCCUUGUUCGCCACGUCCAACAUGGAUGUGUUCAAGGACCUCAAGGACGUGUACAAGGCGUCGCCCGACGGUGCGGGCAACGUGCCGGCCAACCGCUUCGACCGCAUCGCUAACCACGUGUUCCAGCAGAAACGCUACUACCCAGUAUUCCCCGGGGCCGUGCGCAAGGCGCCGCUUUCUGCCUUAGAGUGCGACCGCGUGGCGGCGCUCAACGAGGGCGUGGCGGGUGAGGACUUGGCCGACAUUGCCGUGGGGGGCUCGUGCCUCGAGGUGCCGUACUUGGGGCUCACGGAACUAGUGGACUCGCUCCCGGACGUGAUGUUAAUUCCCUCGGAAAUGAACGCCUUCGCCAAGGUGGUGCGCGGCGUGGUCGUGGUCAACCCCGGCCAGUUCGUCCGGCCUAGCAAGGACGCGUCGCGUCUGGAGGGCAACUACGCGGUUUUGAGCAUCAAGCCGCCCGACGACGCGGAGCCCGACAACAUCGAGCCCGUGGAAAACUCCGACUUGUACUACCACAACAUCUACAAGCGGUGCCGCGUGGACAUCUACCGGAGCUGA